CGCGCCUAUAUAUGUCCACAAAAGGAAAGGAAGACUGGAAAGGCAGCUGUGAAUCUGUGAUCAUCUUCUUUCGUUGUUGUCAACUCGGAGAACAAGUACGGAAUGGGCCGCAAGAAGAUCGAAAUAAAGAAAAUUGAAAAAAAGAAAGCCUUGGAGGUUACCUUCUCGAAGCGCCGAACUGGGCUCUUCAAGAAGGUCGGCGAUCUCUGCAGUUUGUGCGGUGUGGAGGCCACUGUGAUCGUCUUCUCUCCGGCGGGGAGGCCCUUCGUCUUCGGGCACCCCUCUGCUGACUCCGUGAUCGAUCGCUUCCUUCACCAGGAGCCGCAUUCAAGUGCGAGUAUGGGAUGUGGGAAGAGGCAGUGCUUGGGGGCUCCGGAAAGGCUGCAAGUUGGGGGGGAGAGAGAAGAGGCGCCGGCGAUGGGAAAUAGGGAAGAUGGGUUUUGGUGGGCGGGUGGAGGACAAGGGAAUGAGCGUGGCCAGAGACAAUGCUUGGGGGUUCCGGAAAGGCCGGAAGUUGGGAGGGAGAGAGAAGAGGCCGCGGUGAUCGGAGAUGGGAAAGCUGGGUUUUGGUGGGAUGCGCCAAUUGAGAAUAUGGGGUUGUCUGAGCUGGAGCGCUUCAAGGCUUCCAUCGAAGAGUUCCGGGAGAAGGUGGCGGAUCGAGUGGAGGAGAUGACGAUGAUGAUGAUGGAGAGUGGCCCUUCUAAUGCUAUGGCUGAAUAUGCAACACCGCCUGGACCCCAACCUCAACACCAAUUCCAAUGCCAGCCCCACGAGCACGAUUCUUCUCCUCUUCUUGAUGGCGUCCCGUAUGGUUUCCCGUCCCCUAUGGUUUCGAAUUUGGAUAUUGAUUUUGAUAUUGAUUUUGAUUUUGAUUUUGAGUUUGAUGAAGUCCUUUUCUGAUGGGACGAUUCGUCCAACCCCAUACAAAUUUGGUACUGCAUUCCCUUGAUUCUUUUUCCUAACGGUAAAAUCAAGAUUGCAGCAAGAUCUUCCUUGUAAGAAUAUUCUUCAUAAUUACAUGAAUAGUACAGUUACAAAUUCAAAUA
This is a messenger RNA of Vitis riparia (riverbank grape), 1046 nucleotides long. RefSeq names its product agamous-like MADS-box protein AGL61. The transcript has a single exon. Gene Ontology annotation, biological process: regulation of transcription by RNA polymerase II. Bases 103 to 900 code for a protein of 265 amino acids. Gene Ontology annotation, molecular function: protein dimerization activity; DNA-binding transcription factor activity, RNA polymerase II-specific; RNA polymerase II cis-regulatory region sequence-specific DNA binding. Lineage: Eukaryota; Viridiplantae; Streptophyta; Magnoliopsida; Vitales; Vitaceae. The record is from RefSeq and is a predicted model, not a curated record.